Molecule: messenger RNA, 1392 nt
Organism: Misgurnus anguillicaudatus (oriental weatherfish)
Lineage: Eukaryota; Metazoa; Chordata; Actinopteri; Cypriniformes; Cobitidae
Gene: nicol1
Product: NELL2 interacting cell ontogeny regulator 1
Source: RefSeq, a predicted model, not a curated record
AUCCGCGUGUUGGUUAUUGUCGUGCCGUAUGCCGUCCUACGGUGCUCCGCGAAGGACAAAACACUUUAAGCAAACGCAAAUCAAUGUGUUGACGCUUUGCAAAGAAACGCGCCCUGUGGUGGUUUGAUUAACGGUACUCCCUGAUUUUGUCUUACAGGUAUUGUCGUGAUGCUACUUGACAGUAUGAGGCCACGCGCGGCUGUAGCGACAGUGAUGCUGGUGGUGCUGCUUCAGCUUGUCUGUUUCAAACCCACAUAUGCCGAGGAAUCAGGAAGCGUCAUCCCCGCAGAGAGCCGGCCAUGUGUUGAUUGUCAUGCCUUUGAGUUUAUGCAGAGAGCUUUGCAAGAUCUGAAAAAAACAGCUUUCAACCUGGACUCAAGGACAGAGGAUUUGGUAUUGAGGGCUGAGAGGAGGGCCCUGUGUGACUGCAUGCCUGCCAGCAGCCUGCACUGAAAGGCCAACCAUAAACACUCUAUUUAGAUACAAAGUCUUCAUAUACCUGUAGGAUACUACCUGCUCUCAUGGUCAUACACACACUCUUUCAGUCCCCCCUCAAACACAUACACCGGUGCAUUCAUGGAUACAUGCUUACACUUUUAGAAAAGUAUGUGCAAACAACAUUAUAAAUACACAUUCCUGAUUAAAUAAGUCAACACAUACUUUCACAGUUAAAAAUAAAACGCAAUAUUUAACAGCACAAAGCAAAUGUUAAACAUUUAUAUUAGGGAAGCAGCUCUAAUACACUUGCAUAUUGUUGCACUUAUUGCAUAAGUCUGUUCCUGUCUAAGCACAUUGCACUGCAAAAUAUACUGCAAACAUUAAACACAUUGUUUAUUAUAUGAUUAUUAUUUGCACAGUAGACUUGCAUUUGUGUUCUAGAAAUAUAUGAUUAACAAAAGAUGGUGUAUUUCUUAAAACUAUAGAAGAUAUUACAGCAAUUAAGAAGUAUAUGAGAAUGUGUAGUCUUUUAACAUGUACAUCUUCAGAAGUUGUCAUUAGUGAGUUUGCUUACGAUAGAUUUAGGGUUAGAAAAGUCUCUGCAUGUAUAAUGCUAGUCUAGCAUUUUCAUACACCGUAAACAAUUCCUUGUUGCAUUUAAUAAAAAUAAAAUAAAGUUGAAUUAGCUUAAGUUAUUUACUAGUUAAGAAAGUUGAGGUGAACUGUAAAUUUAAGUUGAUUAAACUUAAAAAUUUAAGUGCAACAAAUAAUUUUAUGUAUGUCUUUACAAAAUAUGAUGGACAUGCAACAUUAAAGAAUAGACUUGUGUAGAUUUAUUGGCUACUAAGAUGUAGUCUAAGUUCACAUGUGUAAUGUCUUGUGUGUAGAACAAAUUGCAUCAAACAAAGCAUUUGUGAUAUUGUAUUUGUACCAAUUAAAGUGAUAGCAAACAUA